Messenger RNA from Fulmarus glacialis (Northern fulmar), 1548 nucleotides. Its product is annotated as tyrosine-protein phosphatase non-receptor type 3-like. Gene Ontology annotation, cellular component: cytoplasmic side of plasma membrane; cytoskeleton; cytoplasm. Gene Ontology annotation, molecular function: protein tyrosine phosphatase activity; cytoskeletal protein binding. NCBI's taxonomy places the organism in Eukaryota, Metazoa, Chordata, Aves, Procellariiformes, Procellariidae. The transcript is spliced from 16 exons. The annotation marks the transcript as partial. The record is from RefSeq and is a predicted model, not a curated record.
UUUCCUUGUUUUCAGAAACAAGACACUGGACAGAUUUUGUUGGAUAUGACCUAUAACCAGUUGGGUGUGACAGAAAAGGAAUACUUUGGUUUACAGCAAAAUGAAACUUCAGUAGAUUCACCUCGAUGGCUUGAACCAAACAAACCUAUUAGAAAACAGUUAAAAGGAGGCUUUCCCUGCACCCUUCGUUUUCGUGUAAGGUUUUUUAUACCUGAUCCUAACACACUUCAGCAAGAACAAACCAGGCACUUAUUCUUCCUGCAGUUGAAGACUGAUAUUGUGGAAGGAAGGUUGUCAUGCCCCAUUAGUUCUGCUGUCGUUCUGGCAUCGUAUGCAGUACAAUCACAACUUGGAGACUAUAAGGCUUCAGUACAUCAUUCAGGGUAUCUGUCAAAUUACAACUUUAUACCAGAGCAGAACAAAGAUUUUCUUACCAAAGUAGAAUCGCUACAUGAGCAACACAGUGGCCUCAAGCAAUCUGAAGCAGAGUCCUGCUACAUAAAUAUAGCACGAACACUUGAAUUCUAUGGAGUGGAAUUGCACAGUGGUAGAGAUCUUCAUAAUCUAGAUCUCAUGAUUGGGAUUGCAUCCGGUGGAAUUGCAGUAUAUAGAAAACUCAUCUGCACAAGCUUCUAUCCCUGGGUGAACAUAUUAAAAAUUUCCUUUAAAAGGAAAAAGUUUUUUAUACAACAACGGCAAAAACAUAAUGAAUCCAGAGAGCAUAUUGUUGCCUUCAACAUGUUAAAUUACAGAGCAUGCAAAAAUCUAUGGAAAUCUUGUGUAGAGCAUCACACAUUUUUUCAGGCAAAGAAGUCACUACCUCAUGAAAAAAAGAUAUUGUCACAUUAUUGGACCCUGGGUUCUAGAAAUCCAGCAAAGUCUGUAAACAGCCAGUACUGCAGAAAAGUUAUAGGUGGGAUGGUUUGGAACCCAUCUAUGAGACGAUCUUUGUCUGUUGAGCAUCUGGAGACCAAAAGCCUUCCAUCUCGAUCACCUCCUGUUACCCCUAAUUGGCGGAGUCCUAGACUACGUCAUGAAAUUCGUAAACCACGACACUCAUCUGUAGAUAACCUUACAAACGAAAUUAGUUAUAUUACUGAAACGGAGGACGUUUUUUAUACAUAUAAGGGCUCUCCAACGUCAAAGGACAGUGAUUCGGAGUUCUCUCAAAACCGUAGUCCACAGAGGAGGUCAUCUGAACACGAAUCACCAAAGGAUGUAUUGGGAAACAGUCCAACACGGAGUUCUCUGACCUGUACCUCACCUAAAGCCUUGGCUCUAUCUCCAAAUGGAGUUGGUAACAUUUCUGGCUCUUACCCGUUGGAAGGGGUCCAUAAACAGUUCUUAGAAACGUAUGACAACGUUACAAAAAGUAGCUCGACAGAAGAUUCCAGUCAAUACUACUGCGAUAAGAAUGACCUAAUUGAGGGAGAUUUACUUUUGGUGCAUAUCAUACCAGAUGAAGAUGGGAAGUUUGGAUUUAAUCUAAAGGGUGGUGUAGAUCAAAAAAUGCCAUUAGUGGUAUCAAGAAUAACUCCAGGAUCACCU